Messenger RNA from Hyalella azteca, 1259 nucleotides. Its product is annotated as putative ferric-chelate reductase 1 homolog. The coding region runs from base 196 to 687 and encodes 163 amino acids. Lineage: Eukaryota; Metazoa; Arthropoda; Malacostraca; Amphipoda; Hyalellidae. The record is from RefSeq and is a predicted model, not a curated record. Gene Ontology annotation, molecular function: oxidoreductase activity, acting on metal ions. The transcript has 4 exons.
GGAACACACGUUACAAUGAAAUAUAUAAGAGACGCGAAAUAAAAUAACAAACAAGGCUUCCAGGUAAUAGCUAUUACUUACGUUAGGUUGCCAAUGUGGAUCCUGUGAAGCUUUCUUUGACCUAUUAAAUUUGUAUAGGCUGGGACUUUGAUUAAAUUCGGGUAGAUAAUUCAAGGAUACUUAAUUAUUGAAAAAAUGCCCCGUGUACACGCCGCGUUGCUUGCGUGCGUGUUUCUAGCUGUCACGCUUUUUGUGAGCGGAAGCUUAGGGUUCAGCAGCGGUAGCGUAAGUCUUGCAUGCGACAGCAUGUAUCCUCUUCACCUAACCCUCGGACCGCAGCGCAGCCCAUCGCCGUUCAUCAUCCACGCCAGCAAGGAAGAUAAUAGCACCAUCAGAGUAACGCUGACGUCUGAGGCGGAAACCUUUCGUGGCUUCUUCCUGCAGGCCCGCGACAAAGACGACCAGAGGGUCGGCAAGUUCUUGAACGUGCAAGGCGGUGGGCAAAUACUGCGCUGUGACGAAGAGGGUAAUUCAGUAUCGCACAAAAGUCCCGAGGAUAAACAACAAGUUUCGAUGACGUGGGUUCCUCUUCAGCAUCGCGGGGCGGUGAUAUUUCAAGCCACUGUGGUGCAGCGGUACAACACAUUUUGGACGAAUAUCAGGUCUCGAAUGUAUAACGUUUCCUAAUAAUUUACAUGAGUCAUCAUUCAAAGUAAGUGUUCUCGAAAAGCAAAUGAAUUCCUUCUUUGUUGUAAGCAUUUAAUGUUGCGUUUUUGUUUUAAAAUCGUAAUCAACAAUUUUACAGUUGGUACAUCGUUGAUCCCAAUCAGUUUCUAAUAUCUUCAAGAAUAUAAGAUGCUUUAAUACGAGCGGUUCUUUUCCGUAUAACCUAGGUUUUUGCACCAAGAUGUUAUUCAACAAAACGCUGUUCAGGAUCACCGUACCUUAAUCACUAUACACGUAGAAUGUGACAUUCGUCAGCCUUCUGUAUUGUCAUUUCUCAAUUUUACUAUUUGUACGUUACUUAAUCUGAACUUUGACAUUUUACUAUCCAAAUCGUUAUUCAUCGCAACUGAAGAAAAUAAACGGACCUCGGUGCGUAUCAAACAAACAUCUGGAAUAACAUUUUAUUGUCAAUGUAAAUGUUUAGACAUUUUCUCUGUAAGUGAAUAGUGACGCCGGAGCUGAAACUUCUUGACCCCAGUAAAUUAUUCAUCGAAAAAAAUUUCCACUGUACAGGCAAUUUUUAUUUUAUAACC